Molecule: messenger RNA, 996 nt
Organism: Penicillium taxi
Lineage: Eukaryota; Fungi; Ascomycota; Eurotiomycetes; Eurotiales; Aspergillaceae
Exons: 2
Coding region: 1-996 (331 amino acids)
Source: RefSeq, a predicted model, not a curated record
AUGUCUUCUCACCUCCCGAGCCGCCGUGUCCAAAUCCAAGAGGCCAGGUCCCGCCAUAUCUACUUGGAGAUCUGUAUCCCAAAGAUCGAGAACCAUAUUUUGCCAGACGAUGAAGAUUUCUGGGCCCUUGUCCCAACCGAUCCCUCUCAACCUCAGCUGUUCGAACGACGCAACAUCCUGGUGGCACAACGAAUCUUCUCGAUACAUAAGGCGAUCAGACUCCUACUGGUAAAAAUGUUUUGUCCGUCAGACAUUCAAGAUCUUGUGGUCGCCGAUCCAGCAGAAAAUAAUUGCUUGAUUCACUUGUACCUCGGUUCGAAGGCAGCCCCUCUUCAAUUCCAAAAGUUCGCACUACAAAACUUCGAGUUGACCUCUACUCGAAUGGACAUCAUCGGGCUUGGUGGCGUAGAAAAAACACACUACGCCGAGGCCAUCGCCGAGGGCCUCGCACUCAUUCAUUGGAGUACUGACUGGGAUGGCCGAGAUGUCGAAUUCGUCCUCGGAACUGAUCUCUUUCCCGUGGAGAUAAAGGAGUUCCUUAUUGAGGGCCAUGGUAAAAUUGUGAACACACGCGUGAAGGGACUCGACUUCUGCCAUCGAAAGAUUGGUGUGUGGAUGAUAGAUUUCAACCAGUGCCGGCUUAUUUCCAAGGAUGCGGCAGGAGCUUACCGGGCUGCAUUGGCACACUGGGACAAUGCCCCCUACUAUCCACGACCAGACUGGGCAGGAGAGGAAGACAAUAACAUAUGGAACGCCUUCGAGAAUGCCUACGUCAAUACUGCCGCUUUACUUGACCCCAACGGUCAGAAAUUGGGCGAGUUAAACAUUUCCGCAGUGAAAGUGGAAUGUAAGACGAGGUAUCCCGCAGGGGCCCCUAGUAGUGCACCUCCCAUGAAGGGUCCCGCUCUGAAGGGCAGUGGCAUGAACCAUAAUAAGGGACGACAUGGAAAGAAGGGAAAGUCCAAGUUUAUUGAUUUAGACUCUCUGAUGAAAUGA